CUUUCGGGUCCUUUUUGGCCUGAGCCUCCGCUAGCCUCCUGAUAGAAACUGGCCGCAGAAGAAAAUCAAAUCUAAAUUAAGUCACUUUUUUUUAAAGUUUUUUCUUUUUGAUCAGUUUUAAAGGGUGAAAAUGGGCGGCAGAACAAGCGCGAUAGCUGCGGGGCUGUGCGGGGCGCUGUUCGUUGGCUACUGCGUUUAUUUUGACAGGAAAAGACGGAGUGACCCCGACUUCAAGAACAGGCUGCGGGAACGUAGAAAAACUCAGAAGGCAGCCAAAGAGAGAGCAGGACUGGCCAAGCUCCCAGACCUGAAGGAUGCAGAGGCAGUGCAGAAGUUCUUCCUGGAGGAGAUCCAGUUGGGAGAGGAGCUCCUUGCUCAGGGAGACUAUGAGAAAGGUGUGGACCACCUGACCAACGCCAUCGCCGUGUGUGGUCAACCUCAGCAGCUUCUGCAGGUGCUGCAGCAGACUCUGCCUCCACCUGUCUUCCAGAUGCUGCUCACCAAACUGCCCACCAUCAGCCAGCGCAUCGUCAGCGCCCAGAGUCUGACUGAAGACGAUCUGGAAUGAGGAGCAGAGAAGAAACUACCUGUGUUCAUGGAUCCUGAUCCGCCUACACACACACACACACACACACACACACACACACCCA
This is a messenger RNA of Austrofundulus limnaeus, 650 nucleotides long. It is a transcript of the gene tomm20b, whose product is annotated as translocase of outer mitochondrial membrane 20b. NCBI's taxonomy places the organism in Eukaryota, Metazoa, Chordata, Actinopteri, Cyprinodontiformes, Rivulidae. The coding region runs from base 131 to 568 and encodes 145 amino acids. The record is from RefSeq and is a predicted model, not a curated record. Gene Ontology annotation, biological process: protein targeting; tRNA import into mitochondrion; protein import into mitochondrial matrix. Gene Ontology annotation, cellular component: mitochondrial outer membrane translocase complex. The transcript is spliced from 5 exons. Gene Ontology annotation, molecular function: transmembrane protein transporter activity.